UUCAAAUGCAGCAGGAAAAGGCGCAUUUUCCUUGUCUAAACUUGGACUGACUGCAAAAACCUAUUAAAUAUUGACUUUUUUAAGGCUGAAGUGAACUUCCGAGUGUGCACUGAGUAAGUCUUAAAAGAAGAUGUACUUGCAAGUGUGUUUUAGCCACUACCAGCAAGCCUGUGACAGAUUAGCUAUUUGAGGACUUUAGAAAUUCACACUUAAGAACAAAAUAAAUAGGAUAUACCGUGUUUCCCCUGAAGGCUCUCACAAAACAAAGCUUUUUGAUUAACGUUCCCGUCCAUCCAAAAGACUGCUACAAGUGAGAAGAGAACCUCUGGUCAUGAUUUUCUUAUUGGACACGUUUACAGGGGUGUGGAGACAUUGGGAAAGGAACUUUUUAUGUAUUUUGAUCAGAAAGCUUUGAGGAUUCACUUUGGUAUGAGUGGUUCCAUGCGCAUUAAUCCUGAUGGAAGCAAAGACAGAAAUGGAGCAUUACCAGUUUUGGAGAUACAGCUUGCAGAGGAUACUGUUUGUUUUUUUGAGGUGACAGUAGAAUAUAGAAAUGCAGCUGAGAGUGAGCGGAAAGUGAGAAUGAUGGAAAGCUUGGAUGUCUGUUCUCCAAAGUUUAGCUUCUUAAGAGCAGAAAGUGAGAUUAAGCAGCAGAAAACCCGCAUGUUGUGUGAUGUGUUACUGGAUCAAGCAGUAUUACCUGGAGUGGGAAAUAUCAUAAAAAAUGAAGCGCUGUUUGACAGUGGUCUUCAUCCAGCUGUUAAGGUUUGCCAACUGACAGAUGACCACAUACGUCACUUGGUGAAAAUGACACGUGAUUUUACCCUGCUUUUUUAUAAGUGCCGCAAAACCGGGUCUAUGCUCUACAAACACUACAAAGUAUACAAGCGCCCAGCCUGUGGUCAGUGCAAUGGGAAGAUUACUGUGUGUCGUUUAGGAGAAAGUAACAGAAUGACUUACUUCUGCUCUCAAUGUCAAAAGGCGGAUCUCCAGCUCGUCAAUGUUAGCAAACUGCCAACUAGAAAUAGCCUAAUUGGCUGGGCAUAUGGCAGGGGGUCAUGUUCUAAUGAACAUGUAGCUCAGAAAUCUGAAGAGGAGUGGACGUGUAUGUGCUGUACCCUAAUAAACAAUCCUUCUGCUGAAAUUUGUGAUGCCUGUUUGACUUCAAGGCCUGAAGUUCCAAAGACAGAGAAUGUUGAAGAUUCUGCAGGCUUUAACACAAACUUAAUGAAGUACCCCUGUAAUGAUUUCAGAAAACCAAGCACAGAAAUAAAGAUCAACAGGAAAGCUGCAUUUGGAACUACAACUCUUGUCUUAACAGAUCUUGGUAACAAAGCUGUUUUGAGAAAUAAUACCCAAAUAUCUGAUGGACAUUCUCAGUGUGUUGCUCCAAAAAGCAAUUGUAAACAAAUACAAAACAAUGUCUACCAGACAGGUGGAAGCACAGAUGAGGAUUGCUCAACACAUGUAACUGCUAUGGCUUUGUCCUCCUGUCAGCAACCUCUCUCUUUCAAACAUGUACAGAAGAAACAGAAAACUGAUCAUAUACCCUCAGUUCACCAAUAUAAUAUAGCAAUCAGCACAUCUCAACCUAAUAUGACAGAUGAUACUUGUAUGUCAAGCAUGGGCCAUCCUCGCUGCAGUAAACACAGCCGUCUCUGCAGCCUCAGAGUUGUGAGAAAGGAUGGAGAAAACAAGGGCAGGCAGUUUUAUACCUGCCCUCUACCCAGAGAAUCUCGAUGUGACUACUUUCAAUGGGCUGACCUGGAUUUUCCAUUUUGUAAUCACGGCAAGCGAUGUGUUAUGAAGACUGUGUUGAAGAUUGGUCUCAAUAAUGGGAAGAACUUUUUUGUGUGCCCUCUUGGAAAAGAAAAACAGUGUGGCUUUUUCCAAUGGGCAGAAAAUGGGCCAGGUAUGCAGGUUAUUCCUUGAGGUCAAUGUUCUAGUUAUCUGCUCCUCAGGAUGUCUUAAGGGCAUACAACUUUGCUAGUCAUUUCUGGUUUGGUUUUGUUUUGUCUUUUUCCCUGUUCACUGGUUAAUUAGUAAAAUAGCUUCAACAAUGUAAACAACUGCAGAUUUGGAAAGAGUAAUUUUACAUAGUCCUAUAAAAAUUAAAACACUGCUUGCAUGUUGCAUAGUAUUUUGAAAUAAACAUCUAGCUUGCAAUGUAUUGUAACAUACUGUUACAUUUCUAAUAAAAAAAUUGAACCGUUUUCUUUUUUUAUGUAAAUACCACUGAAUUUUGACAGCACUGCCUACUUUCAAGCAUAUGUGAUUUGUAGAAUGGAUAACUUAAUCUAAAUUAGUAUUUUAAAUUGAUAGACUUUUUCAUAAAUGUAAACCUGUACUUGAUAAAAGUUAAUAAAAACUGAAUAUACUUUUUUAAUACCACUUCAUGCUUUAUUUCCUCAGAGCUUAAAAUGAAACAGCAACAGACUGUACAUUUUGAAUGUUACCAUAGUUGAAUGCGUGACCUUGCUAGUUUUGGAAAACAAAGACAAAAACUGCCCUAAAACUAAUAACAUGAGUCUGCAGUUUUCUUAAUUAUAUAUUUUAAAUCCAGAUCUUAACAUUUUACUCUAGUUGCUACUGAACUUUUUUUCCCCAAUUAAUGUGAGUUGUAUAAUAAACCCAUACUUCUUAGGUGGUUAAAACUCAGUUUACACUUCCUAGACUUACCACUAUUUGAUGAAGAAAGGGGAAAAGUAAAUAGAAUAUGGUAAAUUAUCAAAUGUGAAGUAAAGCAGAAACAAAAUUCUUCAAAUCUUCAUAAAUUAUUGAAUCACAAUCAGUUUUUAAAGGAAAGUAAUGGGAAGUAGCAUUGCUUCCCACCAAAAAUGUGAGACAUGAAACAGGUUUAAAAGCUUCUUGUAAAUGGUCCUUCAGUCUAUGUAAAUGCUUCAGAAUUAAUUGUGUCAUUUCUGAUAGCUAACUGCUUUUUUGCCUUUUUGUUGUUGUUGAGGGGGAAGAACUACUUUAUUUUCCUGAGAAAGUUGUGGAACUUCAGUCCAAUUUAAAUCUUCCAUGCCACAGUGCAAGCCAAACCGUUUAAUUCUUGUCUGAACCAACACACGUUCAGAGGCUUUAUUAUUUCUUCCUUUCAAUAGCCUUUGAUACCUUUCAAAUCUUUUAAAACUUACCUUAUAUGAAGGAAAUCUUUUCUAAUCAGAUUGUAGAAACUAUAAUCCUUCUGUUGCUCAAUGGACACUUUCCAAAUAACACAUAUCUUUUAUGAAGCCUAUUAUUUAAAGUGAGGUACAGAACUCCAGCUGAGAAAAAAACAAGCUAUUUCACAUGGUGAAGACUGACUUUCCAUUGCCAUCUUUUUAUAUUAUGCUUGUUACAAUAUGUCACUGCUAGCUUAUGCUUAUACAUCUAAAUCUUUAAAUUUGCUAUGUAACCAGUUCCUCACUUCUUAUAUUUGUACAAUUGAUUACUGUGAUAAAGCACCUGCUUAUUUUUAAAUCGUACAUGUGUUUGGAUGUUCUACACAGGGAUAACUCUGUAGCAGUUCAGCUAAACAGAAAAAAUAAAAAAGAAAUACAACUGGUUUUGAUCACUUGCCUUCAACAAAUGUUAAGGUAUCACUGAAGCUGAAAGUUAAGUGACUUUUUCAAACUUUGACACUUCAAAGAUAACAGUUGGGCUGUUACGUCUUUUUUUAUCUUAACAGCCAGACAAGAAGUAUCUGUUUACAUGUAACACAUACAAGUUUUUAAAGGAUUAACUGGUUUUAUUAGCUACUGCACUCAGUUUCCUUUUUCUGUUCUUAUAUUUCUAGAACAUGUUGUAAAAAAAGUGCAUAAGCAAUAUACAGAUUUUGCCUGGAUACUGGAACAGUGAUGUUGCAUCUGACGAUGCACAAUCUGAAUUCUUUAUUGAAAUGAGUAGUAUGUCCAGCUUAAAGACUAAACUAAGGAAAAGUGUUUAAAAUAAAGUAUUUUGUCCUGAUCAUUGGUUCCUCUAUUUAACAAGUAAUUUCUU
Messenger RNA from Aquila chrysaetos chrysaetos, 3984 nucleotides. It is a transcript of the gene NEIL3, whose product is annotated as nei like DNA glycosylase 3. The coding region runs from base 391 to 1932 and encodes 513 amino acids. Gene Ontology annotation, molecular function: damaged DNA binding; DNA-(apurinic or apyrimidinic site) endonuclease activity; zinc ion binding. Gene Ontology annotation, biological process: base-excision repair. Gene Ontology annotation, cellular component: nucleus. The record is from RefSeq and is a predicted model, not a curated record. The transcript is spliced from 10 exons. Lineage: Eukaryota; Metazoa; Chordata; Aves; Accipitriformes; Accipitridae.